Molecule: messenger RNA, 1150 nt
Organism: Gadus macrocephalus (Pacific cod)
Lineage: Eukaryota; Metazoa; Chordata; Actinopteri; Gadiformes; Gadidae
Gene: rpe
Product: ribulose-5-phosphate-3-epimerase
Exons: 6
Coding region: 77-763 (228 amino acids)
Biological process (GO): pentose-phosphate shunt, non-oxidative branch; pentose-phosphate shunt; carbohydrate metabolic process
Cellular component (GO): cytosol
Molecular function (GO): D-ribulose-phosphate 3-epimerase activity; metal ion binding
Source: RefSeq, a predicted model, not a curated record
UGUCAGCCGGCUCAGAGGAACUGGACGCAGAGCACACAUACACAACACACCCACCCACACACAGACAGACCACAGCAUGGCGUACACAGCGAAGAUCGGGCCGUCCAUCCUCAGCAGCGACCUGGCCCGCCUGGGCAGCGAGUGCGUCCGGAUGCUGGAGUGCGGGGCGGACUACCUGCACUUGGACGUGAUGGACGGACACUUCGUCCCCAACUUAACCUUUGGACAUCCGAUGGUCGAGUGCUUGCGGAAGUCUUUAGGGCCGGAUCCCUUCUUUGACAUGCACAUGAUGGUGUCCCGGCCGGAGCAGUGGGUGAAGCCCAUGUCUGCAGCCGGAGCCAAUCAGUACACGUUUCACCUGGAGUCCACGACCAACCCUGGGAACCUCAUCAAGGAGAUCAGAGAGGCCGGGAUGAAGGUGGGCCUGGCCAUCAAGCCUGGGACCACCGUAGAGGAGCUGGCUCCCUGGGCCAACCAGAUCGACAUGGCCCUGGUCAUGACCGUGGAGCCUGGCUUCGGCGGACAGAAGUUCAUGGUGGACAUGAUGCCCAAGGUCAGCUGGCUGCGGAGCCAGUUCCCCUCGCUGGACAUCGAGGUGGACGGAGGUGUGGGCCCCGACACCAUCCACCGCUGUGCCGAGGCCGGAGCCAACAUGAUCGUGUCAGGCAGCGCGGUGAUCGGGAGCGCCGACCCUCGUUCCGUCAUCGCCCUGCUGCGCACGGCUGUUUCGGAGGCCAUCCAGAAGCGCUCGCUGGACCGCUGAGGGCGUCCGUCCGUCCGCUGCGAGGGCACAGACCGCUCUUUGUAUAUUUGUCCUCGAUUGGGCGCGGGGACAGUGACGUGACAGUGUGGCGUUGACACGAGAUGGCGGGCUACGGCGGUAAGAGGAAGUUCUCCUCUCCGUCCUCCAACGAAGCGGCCCAACUUUGUGUUUGGUUCCUCCGACCUAGCUGCCAGGAAACUCGCCCAGUCUCUCUCUCUCCGCCUGACGACCGUCACGGGAAAUAAAACUGAACAGUGGAAGAUCGAGUGGCUUGUAUGCAGUGGACUGUAAACAUUCCUUACUAUUUUUGAUUCAUGAUUUGUGUGGAUACUUUUAAUGGAUGUGUCAUUUUUUUGAGAAUAACAUAAUACAGAAUACCGAAUCAUG